UGGGGUUAUUUUAAAGUAUACUAUCAUUAGUAAACCUAAAAAAAUCGUUUGGCUUUCAUUAAUAAAAGCAUAAAACAUGGUUGGCCACUUGCCUUUUCAGCGAAGACGUUUCGCUAUGUGGCUAACGUAGAUACGAGAUAAGAAGACCCACUGUGGCCUUAGCAUUCCGUACGGGACUCACUCAGUCUCAAAUGUUAGGGAGAAUAACCAAAACGUUAUUUUUUUUAACUUGCUAUCCAGCGUCAUCUGACAGGUAUGCUUAAUGACCGGGGGCAUGAAAUGUUUGUCCGUGGUGAAACUAAACUAUUAAAUUCAAUAAAUCCACUCCAUCGGCGGCUACUGCCCUGGCAUACUACUGAUACAUUCUACUUCUUGCAAGCACUGUAUUGUACCAACGAGCGGACACGAAUUUGAUCGUUCCGACCAUACAGCAGACGUGUUUUGGUCUCAAAAAUACAGUGAAAAGAUGACACCCGCUGCCACAUAUGUUAAAAAAAAACGUUUUUGCAACGUCGUUUGCAUAGACAAUGCUGUCGGGAGAAGCUGCGGAGUCCCGAGUUUACAGUUGGAGUUACGAGCUAAAUUAAUAUUAGUCGGUGAUAUUGUCGGUAGUAGAAUUGCAUUUUAUUUGCAAAAUCUAGUAAUAUUGUGUAUGACAUACACUGCUCUUUUUAAACGGUCUGUGGUUUUUUGCUACACUAUUUUUGAAUGGUGUUUACGUUGUGAGGUAGCUGGGCUACGUAAACUACGUCAUCUCCGAUUCCUCAGUCCUCGCCACUUAUAAACAUCGUAACGGUAGAGAUGGCAACCAGGAUAUCUUAAAAACGAUGUUUGUUUAGAUUGUUCAAUGGACACAAAGCUCACCCGUUGAUUUCACAUUAGCUGGAUAACCGGACACCAUGGAGGAACCGUGGGACUUUGAGUUUUUAUCACGCAUCGCUGAUGGCUGCUUAUCGUUUCUGUCCGAGUUUGUGGACGACUGGCUCACCAACGAUAUGAGAGUCUCCAUAUUCAAGAUCUUGCUGAGCUGGUUAAUUUUUAGUCUUAUCGCAAUUCAUUUUGCAUGGAAAGUCUACGGGAAUACAGUGAACGAUAUGUAUUACCGACAAGGGACUGGGCAGAACGGAGGCACACCUGAUACAGCACCUCACCUGAGUGGAUGGAAGAGCAAAGCAGGAGAUAACCUUAAGACUCAUCGAGAUUAACAGGUCAUUGGCUUUGAACUUUGGACUUUAUUUCAAAUGAGAACUGGACAGUUCACAUUUCCCAGUGAUACUGAUUGCACCAAUAUUUUUUUGAAAAGCAUCAGCUUCAGUGCAUUCAAGAUGGAUGCACCUUCUGGGGACUGCCCAGAGAAACUUUACUUGGAUACCAACAGUGUCAAUCUUGUAUCCAGUAAGUUUACUAUAUAUAGUGCUGUGAUAUGUUUAUUUCAGCCAGUCAGCUUUGGUUGUUGAACAGAACUUUAUUCUGCAUAAAAACUUUGAUUUGUUUUACUUCAUGGUCAGCUUUUUGCAUUCCUUUCAAGAGGCUCUAGAACAAAUGUGAAAAAUACUGUUGGGUUUGCAUGUGAAUUGAGGAUGCUUUAAUAACACUGUUUUGAUAACAGACCAGAUAAUUUCCACUCUGAGACAAAAAGCAAGAAAACAUUAUUGUACUUGAUUUUAACUAUGUAUGGAAGGGGAAAAGUACUGCGUUUUUUUAAGCCAGGACACACAGGAUUACGUGGACAGAUUUUUAAAUGGUAAGGCUGAAAUUGCAUCAGCAGGAGCAAGUGAAUGAUGGCAGCGAGUGCUGCUCAUGUGUCUAGUAAUGAUUAGAAAGAUUCUUAGUGGUGGAUGGAGUAAUUUUAUCACUGGUCUUUCAUAAAUAAUGCAUAUGGUCUGUCUGAAGACAGAUCCAUGAAAAUCACUUACAACUUCAAUUACAUUUUAACAACCACUGUUUCUCAUAAGAUGAAAAGAGCAUUGUGUGCAUUUAAUGGGAAACACAGAAUGCCUGUGUUAAGUAUUUGAUCCCCUUUGACUUUUACAUGUUUCAUUCAUUUUUCUUUACCAUUGACUCACAGCAAACACCUGUGUCAAAGUGAAAGCAAAACUCUAAAGAUUGAUUAAAAUUAGUACAAAUAUAAAAUAAUUAUUUACACAAGCACACGUAUCCCAUUUAUAACAUCUAAUGUGCACAAUCUGAAUGGAAAUUACCAUUCCAUACCAAACAUUUUUGCCUGGACUCUUUACAGGCUGUGGCUGUAUUGCCAAGCUAUUCCCGUUAUUCAAGGUCUGAACUGUAUCAGAAAUCACCAGAAACCCAGCACCUCUAACAUGAAGCAUGACGGCAGGUUGUCGGGGUGCUUCUUUGCAGCAGGAUUGAAAACCGCUGCUCAUCCAAUCCCCAUGUUACUCAAAAGUGCUUGAGCAGUUUUGUUAAGAGGACUGGGGGAAAAAUGGCAGUGUCCAGACAGCAAAGCUGAUACAGUCCUGCAGUCCUGACCAUACUGGGUGGACUCAAGGCUGUUGGCAAAGGUGCCUUUUUACUUUAGAAGGGUGAACACACGAAUUCAUUUUUUAAUAUAUUUGUACUAUGUACAUAUCAGUUUCUUUCACUUUGGCAUGAGUUUUUUUUAUGUUAAUCUGUGUGAAAAAGCUUAGUUACAGCCACUGUGAUUUAAAGAAAUAAAAGGUGUUUAAUAGUU
Molecule: messenger RNA, 2692 nt
Organism: Toxotes jaculatrix (banded archerfish)
Lineage: Eukaryota; Metazoa; Chordata; Actinopteri; Toxotidae
Gene: tcta
Product: T cell leukemia translocation altered
Exons: 3
Coding region: 900-1205 (101 amino acids)
Source: RefSeq, a predicted model, not a curated record